This is a messenger RNA of Bactrocera latifrons, 1158 nucleotides long. RefSeq names its product probable splicing factor, arginine/serine-rich 3. Gene Ontology annotation, molecular function: mRNA binding. The record is from RefSeq and is a predicted model, not a curated record. The coding region runs from base 140 to 856 and encodes 238 amino acids. Gene Ontology annotation, cellular component: nucleus; ribonucleoprotein complex; cytoplasm. Lineage: Eukaryota; Metazoa; Arthropoda; Insecta; Diptera; Tephritidae. The transcript has 3 exons.
UCGCCAUUAUUAGCAUUGAUUGUGGCAUUUGUGUGAAKUGAUUACUACGUGCUGUUUUGUUCAUGACAAAAAAGUUUUUAUAUAUUGCUUCAUAGAAAUAUUAAUAUUUUACUGGUGUAAAUAAAUAUCUAUAAAAAACAUGUCUCGCAGUGAAAGUCGCAUAUAUGUUGGAAACUUACCUCCAGAUAUUCGAACAAAGGAUAUUCAAGAUCUAUUUCACAAAUUCGGUAAAGUAUCAUUCGUAGAUUUGAAAAAUAGGCGUGGUCCGCCAUUUGCWUUUGUUGAAUUCGAUGAUGCACGCGAUGCUGAAGACGCAGUAAAAGCCCGCGAUGGUUACGACUAUGAUGGAUAUAGAUUACGUGUGGAAUUUCCCCGUGGUGGUGGACCAGGUAGUUUUCGAGGAAAUCGAAAUGACCGAAAUAGAAAUGAUGGCGGCCGUGGUGGAGGCGGUGGCGGUCGUGGACCACCAACUAAACGUUCUCAAUAUCGAGUCAUGGUUACAGGUUUGCCAUCGUCUGGCUCAUGGCAAGAUUUAAAAGACCAUAUGAGAGAAGCGGGUGAUGUGUGCUUUGCUGAUGCGUAUAAGGAUGGAACAGGUGUUGUAGAAUUUUUGCGCCAUGAAGACAUGAGAUAUGCAAUAAAAAAAUUAGAUGAUUCCCGCUUUAGGUCGCAUGAGGGUGAGGUUUCAUAUAUUCGUGUUCGAGAGGAUAAUGUUGAAGGCGAUCGUGGUGGACGUGAUAAUCGCGACAGGUCCCGGUCAUUUUCUCCGCGCGCACGCCGCCGUGGUACUCCUACAUAUUCUCCUCUACGCCGCUCAUAUUCCAGGUCAAGGUCUCGUUCACGCUCAAAUUUUUAAUUUAAUAUUCUUACAAGUUUUUAAAUAUUCACACAAACUCAACCAAAUAACUAUAAUAAUUGGAAGAAUAACAGAGAAUAACAUCCGAAAAUUGAUGAUUUAUGUGCCGAUGAUUAUAUACAAUUAUUCUUUAAAUCUCACAAGUAUAUUUUGCGGUUUUGUUGAAAUUUAUCUCUAAAGUACUCAAUACAAAGUGAAAUAUCUUAUUUUUUCACAACUAGGUUCUCAGAAACUUACAUUCGAACUUAACAUAGUUACACGCAGUAAAUUUUUGCGAAGAAAUUGAAAUAUUUGUUAUGAAU